AUGUAUCCACAUCAAUCACUAUAUGAUCCAAAAAACUCAAAUACCUAUCAUGAAGUUAGUUAUGGCUCAGAAAAAUGCGAAGCUAUAAAACGAAAGACGAAGGGGGAAUCAAAUGAGUGCAAAUACGAGUAUCGUUCUAGCGACAAUAAAUUCGAAUCCUCUGGAGUGUUGAGCACUGAAGCGUUCUACUUGAAAUCCUUUGGUGUGCAAAACCGAAAAUUCUCGGAUAUUGUGUUUGGAUGCGAUCACACACAUAAAGGUAAUUUCAAACAUGGUGUUCAAGCUGUUGUUGGUCUCGGUCAAGGGUCAAAAUUAUCACUGGUUUCUCAAUUGGGAAAAGAAAUUGGUGAAAAAUUCUCCUACUGCUUGCCUAUGCAGUCAGUAAGUGAUCUUAAUAAGAUUAGAUUCGGAUCAGAUAUUAAACUCUACAAUCGCGACAUAGAAUUUAAAGCUAAAAUUACCUACGAUAGUCCCUAUGCCUUCCACUACCUCAGUCUUGAAGCCAUUAGCAUUACUAUUAAUGGCAAGAAAAGAAAGAUACGAGUUGCACAACAUCUCAUGAGGGUCGAUAUUCAGACAGCGGUAACAACAUUCCCUCCGACAAUAUACAAUCAACUCCUUAAUGCGUUUAAAGAAGAAGCUGGCAAUAUAAAAUCAUUCAAACAUCAGGAAUAUGGCACUUGUUUCCACAAAAGUAGUUUUUCUGGCAGAAUCCCCAAACUUGUAUUUCAUUUCAAGGCAAGACUUGGAUCUAAUGCAGACCUUCAUUUGCAGCAUAAGAACUUUCUUUUGGAUUAUGAAGACAUGCAAUUUGCGAGAUAG
This is a messenger RNA of Tripterygium wilfordii, 822 nucleotides long. RefSeq names its product aspartic proteinase CDR1-like. Gene Ontology annotation, cellular component: extracellular region. The record is from RefSeq and is a predicted model, not a curated record. Lineage: Eukaryota; Viridiplantae; Streptophyta; Magnoliopsida; Celastrales; Celastraceae. The transcript has 2 exons. The coding region runs from base 1 to 822 and encodes 273 amino acids.